This is a messenger RNA of Pelodiscus sinensis (Chinese soft-shelled turtle), 977 nucleotides long. The record is from RefSeq and is a predicted model, not a curated record. NCBI's taxonomy places the organism in Eukaryota, Metazoa, Chordata, Testudines, Trionychidae.
UCGCAUGGUAAUUUUUUACCGGUAGGUGUAAGGAAGAGAAGUUUGCGGGAACAUGGCUCGUACCAAGCAAACUGCCCGUAAAUCCACUGGUGGUAAGGCACCUAGGAAGCAGCUCGCUACGAAAGCAGCUCGCAAGAGUGCGCCCUCUACUGGAGGGGUCAAGAAACCUCAUCGCUACAGGCCGGGUACUGUGGCUCUCCGUGAAAUCAGACGUUAUCAGAAAUCUACCGAACUUCUGAUCCGCAAACUUCCCUUCCAGCGUCUGGUGCGUGAAAUUGCUCAGGACUUCAAAACAGAUCUGCGCUUCCAGAGCGCUGCUAUUGGUGCUUUGCAGGAGGCAAGUGAAGCCUACCUGGUUGGCCUGUUUGAAGAUACCAACCUUUGCGCUAUUCAUGCCAAACGUGUCACAAUCAUGCCAAAAGAUAUCCAGCUAGCACGCCGCAUACGUGGAGAGCGUGCUUAAACUCCACUAUGGUGGGUUCGUCCUUCUCAGUACAAAUCUCUUCUUCCUGUUAUUGGUAGUAAUGAACGUUAGAUAUUUUUUUUCCAUGGGGUUAAAAGGUACCUAAGUAUAUGGUUGCAAAUGGAAACAUAGGGGACAGAAUCGGGUAUUGGCAAGGUUUUUUUUUUUCCAUUUUCAUUUGUGUGUGGAUUUUUAAUAUAAAUGCGGGGACAUAAAGCAUUAAUGCAGUCAAAAAUGUUUCAAUGAACAAGUAUCAACAAUUCAACUUUAUAACAAUUAUAAAUAAACCUGUCAAAUUUUUCUGGAGAAUGCCAGCAUUUGGAUUUUUUUAAAACAAGUAAAUUUCUUAUCAAUGGCAAUUAAAUGGUGUUUGUAGCAUUUUUAUCAUACAGUAGAUUCCAUCCAUUCGCUAUACUUUUCUAACUGAGUUGUUCUACAUGCAAGUACAUGUUUUUAAUGUUGUCUGUCUUCUGUGCUGUUCUUGUAAGUUUGCUAUUAAAAUACAUUAAAUGAU